This is a messenger RNA of Talaromyces amestolkiae, 2436 nucleotides long. RefSeq lists its product as uncharacterized. The transcript has 6 exons. Gene Ontology annotation, molecular function: acetyltransferase activity. The record is from RefSeq and is a predicted model, not a curated record. Gene Ontology annotation, biological process: mycotoxin biosynthetic process. The coding region runs from base 1 to 2436 and encodes 811 amino acids. Lineage: Eukaryota; Fungi; Ascomycota; Eurotiomycetes; Eurotiales; Trichocomaceae.
AUGAGUGUACAACUCCGACUCCCACCUCUCGUUGCAGGAGAUCAUGAAUGGCGUGUAAGUAAACAUGACCCAGAAAUCCUAGAACGGCGCGCUGUCGGCGCUGAAGUUCCAAAUGGAACUGGAGAACUGACCAGAGCCGGUGCAAAUGAUCUCUAUAUCUGGGCUACGGUCCGAUUUAAGGAACCCAGGACCACUCUGAUUGCGUUGCGGGAGAAACUGAGAGAAGUCCUGAUCCUUCUGCGAUCUCAGCAUCCGGAAAUUGGAUGCACCUAUCGCUGGGAUGGCGAUAAUAAUCCUUUCAUUCAGUAUCGUUCGCUUAAGGAUCUUCACGAAGCCGCAUGUUGGGCGGAUAAUAUUUUACAUGUGCGAAUUGGCACUGAAAACGGCUUGCAUAUCCGUGAUCAAAUCCAAGCAGAGAAGCAAGGAAACGAGGCCCCCAGGCCACUUGACAUCUAUCUCGUUGCCUCCAUUCCUGAUAUCGACGCCAACUUGGGUAAUACAAAAGUAGAAUUGGUUUUCCGAACGAAUCAUCUGUCUUCUGAUGGAAUCAGCAUCCGCCUUGUGGUGGGCGAUAUUCUCCGCACGUUAGGUUCGAGCACUUUAGUCGAUGAUAUUCGGAACAUCAGCUGGGGUGAUGAGCAUAAAAAUCUGAGUCCGCCAUUGUUGUCAAUUCUCGGUGACAACCAGGCCACGAGUGGCCAGGAUUUUGAAUCGAGCAGUGCAUCCUAUAUGGAAUCGGUUCGUCGUAUUAUGAGCACUUGGAAGUUGAAGCCAAAAACUGGCCGCGCAUCUCCACGUACCAUCUUCCACGCCUUCUCUUUGGAGGAAUCCGAUCGUAUGAUCGGAGCCGUGAAAACGCGCAUUGGGCGGACAUUUUCUAUUACUCAUCUCGGCCAUGCUGCAGUGCUCCUAGCUUUCCUAAAACAUAAUCCUCCAGCCGAAGACGUGCCGAAUGACCAGUGCUGCGUGGUACGUAGCCCAAUGAACGCUCGACGCUUCCUCCAAGAACAAUAUGCAAAAGAAGGGAAGGCGUACUACCCUAUCUGUCUUGCGAUGUCACCUAUUGUGUAUGACGACAUCAAGUCUUAUAACGUGCUAAAUGCCACUCAAGAUCAGAUAAUCGAGAAACUAGUGAAAGCGUGCAAGGUCACCAAGGAGACCUACGACAAGUGGCUGACGCUACCUUCAUUGGUUCCACUUUCAGUCUCAUUCUUUCACUUGGCUGCCUCUCUCAUGAUUUCUGAUGGUAUCAACGAGAAAUACAUACCGCAGGAGGUGAAGUCUGAAAACGAAGAGGUCUUCACAGUCCAAGACAUCCGGUUCUUUACAAAUAUGUACUUGAAUCUACUAGUAUUUCGACUAGAAAGCUGGAGGGGUCGAUUGACAUUGUCAUUGAACUACAACGAUGGAAACUAUACCGAAGUCGAAGCGGCCAAUUUUCUGCAGGAUGUCGUCAAUUUCAUGCUAGCUAUUUUGCCUCUCCACGCAAUGAGAUUUAAGCUUCAGAAAUCGGCGACGUCACUUUCCAGCCUAAAACAUACUGCUGUUAGGAAUAUCGGUCCGUGCUGGCACAAUGCACUGAUCUCCAAAGCAAUGACUUCGAAUCCUGAACAACUUCCAGAUGAUGGCACAUUCUCCCUAAUAUCCUCACUCAGAUUCGAUCCCGACCUCCCCAGCGCCGCCAGCCUCUACGCGAAAGACUCCUAUCCUGAACCGCGCGAUUCUCCCUACUAUCUCCUCCGCCACCACCAAGACCGCCUUCUCCAAGCCGCCACAAACUUCAAGUGGCCCCAAGCUGUCGCAAUCCUGCAACAACCCCUAGACGCAUUCGCCGAAACACUAGAUACAUUCAUCCCAGACCGCAGCAAAGCAUGGCGAUUACGGAUAGUGGUUGAUACCGAAGGGCAAGUAACGGUUGACGUUCAUCCCGCAACUGCCUGGCCGCUUCGAUGCAUGUUUCUGCCUACUUCGUUCAAUGAUUUGGAGUCUUUGAGUAGCUCAUUUCCGUGGAGGUUGGUUGUUGAUUCCAUUGCGACUGCGCCAUCGCAGUUGACGACGUACAAGACGACUGCGAGGGAUCAUUAUGAUGCUGCGAGGAAGAGGGUCGGGAUCUUGUCUCCGACGGAUUCUGUAGAGGCUUUACUAUUCAACCCGCUGGGCGAGGUUAUGGAGGGGAGUAUAACGUGUUUAUAUUUCAGAAGACGGUCACAUCAUCAGCAAUAUGAAGAACAAGAAGAGAGUAGGACGGAAUGGAUCACGCCUCCGCUGAAUAGUGGUGGCAUGAUUAGUGUAAGUAGACAGUAUGCUUUGGAUCAUGGGUUUUGUGUUGAGCAAACCGUGCGAGUGGAUGAGCUUGUAGAUGGGGAGAGGUGUCUGAUCAGUAAUGGGGUUAGGGGUUUCAUGCCAGCUAUACUAGAUUUGGGAAAGUUACAAUGA